GCCUGCCAUUCUCUUCACAGUGCAGUUUUACCUGGGGAACUUUAAUUGACGGCAGUGUGAAUAAUAUCAAGCGAAGUUACUCGUUGGGUGUACAAACACUGCACACAGUUGUCACAACGUGUGUGGGAAAUGUCGCGUUCGCGAUGAAAAGGAACGGCACAUAUAGGUUUUUAUCGGUUUUUUCUUUCGUUAUAGUUUGUGCCUGCUUGUUGCUUUUUUGGUUUUUUAUGUUUUACUCCAUGGUGCAAGCACCAUGAAGUAAGCUCGGCUAUCAUUCAUUUGACUCGGUUGUAUUUGGACGAGCUACCCACAAUGCACCGCUUUGUUUACGCCCCGCCCGUCCCGUGACCCCGAAACACGGAAGUGAAGAGCCCCGUGUGUGAGGUCAUCAUGGCGUCCGACUCCGGUGAAGCAGAGUCGUCCUCUGCAGACAUCAAGCUGCAGUUUGCUCCCUUCAGCAGUGCUCUGGAGGCAGGCUUCUGGCACCAGCUCACACAGAAGAAACUUAACGACUACCGUCUGGAUGAGAGCCCCAAAUGCAUCAAGGGAUACUACUGCAAUGGUGAUCCGGUUGGUUUACCCACCCGUCUGACCUUGGAGUUCAGUGCAUUUGAAGUAGAUGGUUCGACCCCAGCCCACUGCUGUGCGGCUGUUGGGAAACUGUACAACACCAACACUCUGGAUGCCUUCAAGGGCACUGAUAAGAAGGCUCUGCUGGAGAACGAGUCCAAGGAGCUUUGGAAUGCCAUACUUUCAGGAGAAGCACUAAGAGACCCAGCGGUGCUGUGCAGGUUUAUUCUCCUGACCUUUGCAGACUUAAAGAAGUACCAUUUCUACUACUGGUUCUGCUUCCCCGCACUAUGCUUCCCGGAGGGGAUAAAGAUCAUAAAGCAGCCUGCUGUCCUGGAGAAGGUGUUCUCCACAAAACAGAUCGCAGCCUUGCAGGAGGCCUAUGAUGGCCUGUGUAUCAAAGGAGGCACCACAGCGGUUCCCUAUUUCCUAAUUAAGUACACUGAUGACGCCAUUCACUUGGCCUUGUUGGCAGAGUGGGCGACGUUCUUCCCGUGUACGACCAAGGUCACUGUGGGCGUGUAUGAUCCGUGUACUCUGUCUCAACAUCCAGGAUGGCCUUUGAGAAAUCUACUGGUUCUCUUAGCUAACCAGUGGGGCUCUAUGGUGGACACUGUGGAGGUGCUAUGUUUCAGAGACAGAACCCUGCAGGGAAUCCGCUCCAUUCAGCAUAGCAUCAUUUUUCAGGUCAAACUACCUGAACUCCCCACUGACUCAACAUGUCCAAAGAGCGUUGGCUGGGAAAAGAACCCCAAGGGGGCCAUGGGACCCAGAAUGGUCAAUCUCAGUGAAUGUAUGGACCCUAAAAGACUUGCAGAGUCCUCAGUUGACCUUAAUCUCAAACUGAUGCGAUGGAGGUUGGUUCCUUCGCUAGACCUUGACAAAGUGGUCAGCACCAAGUGUCUUCUGUUGGGAGCUGGGACUCUGGGCUGCAAUGUGGCCAGGACCCUGAUGGGCUGGGGGGUGAGACACAUCACCUUUGUAGACAAUGCAAAAAUCUCCUACUCCAAUCCCGUCCGACAGCCUCUCUACGAGUUUGAAGACUGUCUCGGAGGAGGGAAGUCGAAAGCCGUGGCAGCGGUGGACAGGCUCAACAAAAUCUUCCCUGGUGUUAAAGCCGAGGGCCACAAUAUGAGCAUCCCAAUGCCCGGCCACCCUGUGAAUUUCUCCCAAGCCACCCAGUCCCAGGCCCAGAAGGACGUAGAGCAGCUGCAGAAGCUCAUCUCGGAGCACGAUGUGGUCUUCUUGCUGAUGGACACCAGGGAGAGCCGCUGGCUGCCCACCGUGAUUGCUGCUAGUAAAAGGAAGCUGGUAAUCAACGCCGCUCUCGGCUUCGACACAUUUGUGGUCAUGCGCCACGGCCUGAAGAAAGCCCCGGCUGGCCAAAAUGCCUGCGGCGGGGACGCGAGCUCCUCCCUUUCCUGUUCGUCGGCCUCCUCUUCCUCGACCUCCACGCCGGCGGGCUCGGCGGCCUCUGUCACAGGAUCCUCUCUGUUCUCCAACAUUCCGGGGCACAAGCUAGGCUGCUACUUCUGCAACGAUGUGGUGGCGCCAGGAGACUCCACGCGAGAUCGGACACUGGAUCAGCAGUGCACCGUAAGCCGACCUGGUCUGGCCAUGAUUGCCGGCGCUCUGGCUGUGGAGAUGAUGGUGUCCAUUCUACAACACAGUGAAGGAGGCUACGCGGUGGCCAGCAGCAGUGACGACCGAAUGAACGAACCUCCCACAUCGCUCGGCCUCGUGCCGCACCAGAUCCGGGGCUUCCUCUCCAGGUUCGACAACGUCCUGCCCGCCAGCCUGGCCUUUGACAAGUGCACGGCAUGCUCGCCUGUUGUAUUGGACCACUAUGAGAGGGAAGGCUUUGACUUCCUGUCCAAGGUUUUCAAUUCUUCACACUCCUUCCUGGAGGAUCUUACGGGGCUGACAUUGUUGCAUCAGGAGACACAGGCUGCAGAGAUUUGGGACAUGAGCGACGACGAGAGCAUCUGAGGAAGCCAGAACUUCAACAUGUUUGGUACCUUUUGAGCCCUGUAUCAUGUUUCUCAUACAAUAUAAUACUUUUUUUUUUUUACUGCGUCCUCAGGUCAACACAGAUGUUCUGGGUAUGGAAAUAAGCAAAACAUUUAUUAGAUUUACUGGAAGAAGAAAAAAAGUUUUUGCAAAAAAUUUGACGCUUACCUGUGCACAGUCUGUUAAUAAUAAAAUAAACAGAAUAUUAUGAUAAUAAUUCUAAAUGUUUUAGACACCUGGCAGAAUGAGAAUGAAUUAGGUGAAAUCGACUUUUUUGUUUAUAAAGUCAGCUAAACAACAUAUUUAUGGUAUAUUUGGACAGUGGACACGUGUUAUAUUAUGUCUCAAACAAUGGACUUACCGUAUUUUUCAGAGUAUAAGUCGCACCGGAGUAUAAGUCGCACCUGCCAAAAAUGCAUAAUAAAAAAGGAAAAGAACAUAUAAGUCGCACUGGAGCCCGGCAAAACUAUGAAAAAACUGCGACUUAUAGUCCGAAAAAUACGGUACAUAAAAAAUUAAGAAAAAUGAAACCAAGUUGUGAAUAAAAAAAGGUAAGACAAGAUUCAUAAUCAUUUCUUUGUCAUGUGACUUGCACUCUGUUUGCUUCAAGCUACACACAUUGUAUGGUGGACAUUAUUUUGUGGGGUUUUUGUUCGGAACUAUUCUCAAUCUUGUUUUUUGACAUUUGUCCAUUAAAGUACUCGUGGCUUGAA
This is a messenger RNA of Nerophis lumbriciformis (worm pipefish), 3293 nucleotides long. RefSeq names its product ATG7 autophagy related 7 homolog (S. cerevisiae) (gene atg7). Gene Ontology annotation, cellular component: cytoplasm; phagophore assembly site. The record is from RefSeq and is a predicted model, not a curated record. NCBI's taxonomy places the organism in Eukaryota, Metazoa, Chordata, Actinopteri, Syngnathiformes, Syngnathidae. Gene Ontology annotation, biological process: C-terminal protein lipidation; cellular response to nitrogen starvation; protein modification by small protein conjugation. Gene Ontology annotation, molecular function: Atg12 activating enzyme activity; Atg8 activating enzyme activity.